This is a messenger RNA of Nylanderia fulva, 1544 nucleotides long. RefSeq names its product Myosin light chain cytoplasmic (gene Mlc-c). Gene Ontology annotation, molecular function: myosin heavy chain binding; calcium ion binding. Gene Ontology annotation, cellular component: myosin II complex. Lineage: Eukaryota; Metazoa; Arthropoda; Insecta; Hymenoptera; Formicidae. The record is from RefSeq and is a predicted model, not a curated record.
GCGACUGUGUGCAACAGUUCGGUGCAAAGCGGGCUCGAGAGAGGCGAGCGAUCAAGGGGGGUCGCGCUCUUUUUCCCCCGGGCUUUUAAUUCAGGUCAAGAGUAUCAUCGCCUUUUUAGAACCUGGCACGCGCGUGCCCAUCGAGGACUGCCUUUUAUGGUUCGGUAUUUCAAAGCGAGUCGCCGACGACUUAAUCGCGAUCCCCGCCUUCUUUCAGAGAUUUACCGAUUAUUCUGCGUUUCAAUUCUCGCGAGUCGGGUGCCUCGCCUAUGCAAAACGUGAUUAGGAAUAGAUCAGUCUAUGUAAAGUAAAUUUCUAGUAUUUUCGUGUGUAGUGAUUGCUUUGAAUAGUAAAUCUUAUCUCUUACAAAAAGUGCAAGAUGUAUGGCUACAGCUAUCAGGAAUUGGCUAAUAGAAUGAUGUCAUCUAUGGAGGAAUUUCAGGAGGCAUUUCAAUUGUUUGACAGCCGUGGGGAUGGAAAGAUCCAUGUCUCCCAGAUUGGCGACGCAUUACGCGCUCUCGGUCAAAAUCCAACUGAAUCGGACGUGAAGAAGUUCACCCAUCAACAUAAACCAGAUGAGCGUAUCAGUUUUGAAGUAUUUUUGCCGAUUUACCAGGCGAUCAGUAAGUCUCGUACAUCUGACACAGCAGAUGACUUUAUCGAAGGCCUGCGUCAUUUUGAUAAGGAUGGCAAUGGCUUUAUAUCUUCUGCAGAGUUGAGACAUCUUCUGACAACGCUUGGUGAAAAACUCAGCGAUGAAGAAGUAGAAACAUUAUUGGCAGGUCAUGAAGAUUCACAGGGUAAUAUUAAUUAUGAAGACUUUGUUCGCCAGGUGAUGUGCGGCUAAGUAGCUACUUAAUUACAUGUAAGAGAGUAUUAUUAUCAUUAUUCUCGUUUACUUUGCCAUUGAAUCUGUUGAAGCAUUUUUUACUUUUGAAAUAUCAUAUCAUAGUAUGUGUACCUAUACGAUGGAUGAUUUAUCUCGAUGGAAUCGUAACGUAAACACUAUUUUAUUAUGUAUACUGUGAGAGAGAAGGAGGUUAACCCUUUUUAUAUAAGAGUCUAAAUUAGUUAAACAAUGGUAGAUAAAGAACAAUCUAGCGCAUUGUGCCUUGACGUAUAUCCGAUUUACGAGCAUUUAGUGAUAUUGAUAGUACGACAACCAGCCUGUUGUACAAUCUUUAGCGAGAUAUCUGAAUUCCUCGGACAUUCCAAAUUUUUGUAAGAUAUAUUUGAAAGAAUUUGAAGAUAUCUGGUCUUCGCAAAGAGUGAAGGCCUAGCAUUUUGAUUUACGCCGAUACACGGGCCUAUGUACUUUAUCCAUUUCCUCUAUCGAGUUCAAUAUAUCCUCUAUGUGGCUAGAAUGUACGUUCGAGAGAAUCUUCCAUAUUUCCUAGUUAUAUAUAUCCUAGAAAAAGACCGCGGAGAGUAUUUACUUUAUUUAUUUAUGCAUGAGCGCGCGUAUUUGUGUCUCCGAAAAGAUGCGCAAGAAAAGAUAUUGUACAUUGCAAUGAAUAAAAAGUUGCUCUAAUAUUCUGAAACUA